This is a messenger RNA of Myotis daubentonii (Daubenton's bat), 5741 nucleotides long. It is a transcript of the gene SLC8A3, whose product is annotated as solute carrier family 8 member A3. Gene Ontology annotation, cellular component: postsynapse; axon; sarcolemma. NCBI's taxonomy places the organism in Eukaryota, Metazoa, Chordata, Mammalia, Chiroptera, Vespertilionidae. Gene Ontology annotation, biological process: calcium ion import across plasma membrane; cell communication; sodium ion transmembrane transport. The record is from RefSeq and is a predicted model, not a curated record. Gene Ontology annotation, molecular function: calcium:sodium antiporter activity.
GGUUGUGUCUGCAUUCGUCCUCGGGUCUCUCCGGACUCAACGAGGUGCGGGCUCGACUUGCACACUGCCGGCCGGGAAGCGAUCUGAAAAUUCCCCCCACGGGCGGGCGAGGAUAAAUACGCGCGGCUUGUCAUUCGGCGCAGCGCGCCCUCUCCCAGCUGAUAGGGUGACGUUCGGCGUGGAGGCGCAGAGAUUGGCUUUUUGAUUUGGCUUCUUGCUGCAGCUCAGUGGGCAACGCUCUCGGCUCUCCCAGAAACCAGCCCCUCCGCGCGUCCCCUCCGUGCGCGGCGAGGCCGAGACGUCGCUCGCGGUGACGGCGUGCGAGGAGGGGAGCCGGCGCUCUCCCAGCCCCGGGAAACCCCGGCGACGCGACUGCAAGCCGGGGUCCCUCGGAGCCACCGGUCCGCGCCGGCUGCCCGCCUUCCUGCCCCUCCCGGCAGGGAUCCCCCGCAGCCGGCGGCCGGGACUCCGGGCCUCUCCCGGGCUGAAUCCGGAGCCCGGGGUCGGGGGUUCCCGGGGGUCCUGGGCGGUUUUCCCUGCUCCUGAAAUCGGCGCCGAGGGCCCCCUCCCCACGGGCCCCGCCCCGGCCCCGGCCCUCGCGCUCCAGAUGCGCUGCCCCGCAGCCCCCUGAAAGCUGCGAGCCCACGAGCCGCGGCCAGCGGGCGGCGGACUGACAUGCCCCGGACGCGGCUGCGGCCGGCGGGCAGCCCGCGGGGGCGAUGAGCGGCGGCGGCCGGUGAGGAGCCCGGCGGAGGGGGCUUCGCACGCCUUCCUCGCCCCUGCGUUUGUCCGCUCCGCUCGGGAGACCGGGAAGAAACGAAACGCAGGCCGCAGCUGGGAGCAAGGCGUGGGGCUCCUGGGUGGUCAGGAAACACCCAAGAGGAGGGAGUUGGGGGUGGGUGAGAGGAGCUCAGCUGGCCUACUGCUGGGGCACCGAGAGGGAAGCCUGGGGCCCUGGCGACCUGGUGACUUACAGCCCCAUGUGAUUAAUCUCCCACAGCUGUCGUGCCCCAUCCACUUGAUCCGAGCUCUUGUUUACCUCGAUUUUCAAAUAUAGCUGCUGCGCCAUGCUCCUCCUGAAAUAGGGGUCAGUUCACUCGGUCUGGGCACCUGGCCUCUCGCUGGCCCUUCCUUCCGCCUGCCGCACUGGAUCCCAGUUGGAGAGGAACUUGUCCCUUCAUGACUUGCAGCUCUUCAAAUGAGGAUGGUCUCUGGCCUGUCAGGAGGACCGUUGGUGCUGCAGUGGAAGCCAGUGGCUAAGUCUCAUGUAUGGCGUGGUUAAGGUUGCAGCCUCUCACCUCUGCCUUCCUCCAUUUUGGGCUGAUAACUUUUGUGCUCUUCCUGAAUGGUCUUCGGGCAGAGACUGGAGGCUCAGGGGAUGUGCCCAGCACAGGGCAGAACAAUGAGUCCUGUCGGGAGUCAUCAGACUGCAAGGAGGGUGUCAUCUUACCAAUCUGGUACCCAGAGAACCCUUCACUUGGGGAUAAGAUUGCCAGGGUCAUUGUCUAUUUUGUGGCUCUGAUAUACAUGUUCCUUGGGGUAUCCAUCAUCGCUGACCGCUUCAUGGCAUCUAUUGAAGUCAUUACUUCUCAAGAGAAAGAGGUAACUAUCAAAAAGCCCAACGGAGAGACCAGCACAACAAUGAUUCGGGUAUGGAAUGAAACUGUCUCCAACCUGACCCUUAUGGCUCUGGGUUCCUCUGCUCCUGAGAUCCUCCUCUCUUUAAUUGAGGUGUGUGGUCACGGGUUCAUUGCUGGUGAUCUGGGACCUUCUACCAUCGUGGGCAGUGCAGCCUUCAACAUGUUCAUCAUCAUUGCCAUCUGUGUGUAUGUUGUCCCCGAUGGAGAGACUCGUAAGAUCAAGCACCUGCGAGUGUUCUUUGUCACUGCUGCUUGGAGCAUCUUUGCCUAUAUCUGGCUCUAUAUGAUCCUGGCAGUCUUCUCUCCUGGUGUGGUCCAGGUUUGGGAAGGCCUCCUCACUCUCUUCUUUUUCCCAGUGUGUGUUGUUCUGGCCUGGAUGGCAGAUAAGAGACUGCUCUUCUACAAAUACAUGCACAAAAAGUACCGCACAGAUAAACACCGAGGAAUUAUCAUAGAGACAGCAGGUGGCCACUCCAAGAGCAUUGAGAUGGAUGGGAAAAUGAUGAAUUCCCACUUUCUAGAUGGGAAUCUUGUGCCACCAGAAGGGAAGGAAGUGGAUGAGUCCCGCAGGGAGAUGAUCCGGAUUCUCAAGGAUCUGAAGCAAAAACAUCCAGAGAAGGAGUUAGAUCAGCUGGUAGAGAUGGCCAAUUACUAUGCUCUUUCCCAUCAACAGAAGAGCCGCGCCUUCUACCGGAUUCAAGCCAUCCGUAUGAUGAUUGGUGCAGGCAAUAUCCUGCGGAAACAUGCUGCAGAACAAGCCAAGAAAUCCGCUGCUAUGAGUGAGGUGCACGCUGAUCAGCCUGAGGACUUUGUCUCCAAGGUCUUCUUUGACCCAUGCUCUUACCAGUGCCUGGAGAACUGUGGGGCGAUACUCCUGACAGUGGUGAGGAAAGGGGGGGACACAUCCAAGACCAUGUAUGUGGACUACAAAACAGAGGAUGGUUCUGCCAAUGCAGGGGCUGACUAUGAGUUCACAGAGGGCACCCUGGUUCUGAAGCCAGGAGAGACCCAGAAGGAGUUCUCUGUGGGCAUCAUUGAUGAUGACAUUUUUGAGGAGGACGAAUACUUCUUUGUGAGGUUGAGCAAUGUCCGCAUAGAGAAUGAGCAGCCAGAGGAAGGGAUGGCUCCAACAAUGCAGAAUAGUGUUUCCUUGCCUUCCAGGGCUGUCCUGGUGUCCCCUUGUGUGGCCAAAGUUACUAUCUUGGAUGAUGACCAUGCAGGCAUCUUCACUUUUGAAUGUGACACUAUUCGUAUCAGUGAGAGUAUUGGUGUCAUGGAGGUCAAGGUUCUGCGGACAUCUGGUGCCAAGGGCACAGUCAUCGUUCCCUUUAGGACAGUGGAAGGGACAGCCAGGGGUGGUGGUGAGGAUUUUGAAGACAUAUAUGGGGAGUUGGAGUUCAAGAAUAAUGAAACUGUCAAAACAAUUCCCAUCAAGCUAAUUGAUGGUGAGGCAUAUGAGAAAAACAAGAAUUACUUCAUUGAGAUGAUGGGCCCCCGCAUGGUGGAUAUGAGUUUUCAGAAAGCGCUCCUGUUGUCUCCAGAGGUGACAGACAGGAAGCUGACUGUGGAGGAAGAGGAAGCCAAGAGGAUAGCAGAAAUGGGAAAGCCAGUAUUGGGUAAACACCCCAAACUAGAGGUCAUCAUUGAAGAGUCCUAUGAGUUCAAGAAAACGGUGGACAAACUGAUCAAGAAGACAAAUAUGGCCUUGGUCGUGGGGACCCAUUCCUGGAGGGACCAAUUCAUGGAGGCCAUCACCGUCAGUGCAGCAGGGGACGAGGACGAGGAUGAGUCCGGCGAGGAGAAGCUGCCGUCCUGCUUUGACUACGUCAUGCACUUCCUGACGGUCUUCUGGAAGGUGCUGUUUGCCUGCGUGCCCCCCACGGAGUACUGCAGUGGCUGGGCCUGCUUCUUCGUCUCCAUCCUCAUCAUCGGUGUGCUCACGGCCAUCAUCGGGGACCUGGCCUCCCACUUUGGCUGCACCAUCGGCCUCAAGGACUCGGUCACAGCUGUUGUUUUCGUGGCGUUUGGCACCUCUGUGCCAGAUACCUUCGCCAGCAAAGCCUCCGCCAUGCAUGACAUGUACGCAGACGCCUCCAUCGGCAACGUCACCGGCAGCAACGCCGUCAACGUCUUCCUGGGCCUUGGCCUGGCCUGGUCCGUGGCCGCCAUCUACUGGGCCAUGCAGGGAGAGGAGUUCCGCGUGUCUGCGGGCACGCUGGCCUUCUUCGUCACCCUCUUCACCAUCUUCGCAUUCGUCUGCAUCAGCGUGCUCCUGUACCGCAGGCGGCCCCACCUGGGCGGGGAGCUGGGCGGCCCCCGGGGCUGCAGGCUGGCCACGACGGGGCUCUUUGUGAGCCUGUGGCUCCUCUACAUACUCUUUGCCACGCUGGAGGCCUACUGUUACAUCAAGGGGUUCUGAGCCACAGACACGGCCUCCAGCAGGGCAGGCCUAGGACUUCUCCUGAGAGAAGGGCACUUCCCCCCAGAGACCUCCCCGGGGUGAGCAGCCCUGGAGAGGCGGCUUCAGGACCCGAGCCCCAGGGACUUCACCCGACCUCCACCUGGCGGUGAUCUGAAAGGGCAGUCUUCAUCAACCAGACAGAACGGGAGAAACACCGACACUACCAAGUAUUUAAUUCAGUACAAACCAACAGCAGCAACACAUCCACCUCCACCCAUCUCCCCCGACCCCCGUCCCUGACCGGUAGCCAAGGUCAGAUCCUCUCACCAUCUUCUCUUUCACCUUCUGAUCACUCCUGUGCUUCUACUAUCAUCAGGGCAGGGUUCCUCCUGUCUGUCCAAUCCCAUGCACCACUGUCCUCACUCACCUGGCGGGCAUGGAAAUAAGUCUCAGCCGUGUGGGGCUGGUUUGGGGCUCUCUCUUCAUUGGAAUCAUUAUGGUGGCUGCUUUCCUUUUCCCGUCAGGUUUUGCUCGUCGUUAGUUCAUUUUGUCUUUUCUUUCUGAUGUUAGUGACAAAGGUGCUGUGGAGGGACCCAAGGGUUGAGCCGAUGGGCAGAGGCAUGAAUUGUCAGACACCGGCUCUCCCACUCUCAGCAGGUGACAGCUGUGUCUCAGCCCCAUCGAGGUCCUGUCCCCCAUCUCCUGUUCGUCUCUGGGUGGAAGUGAUCUUGCACACCUACGCGGGGCACCAAAGAUCCGGGUGGUGGCAGGAGCAGGGGGCGUUUCCUCUGCUGAUGUCCAAGUUUAAAAGAAGCAGUCAUCAUUCUCUUCCUUGCCCAGGCCUUUCAAAUUCUGUCUCGUGCUGUCCAUGUCUGUAUGUCCUUUCUUCUGCAGGAGGGCCCACCCAACGGGAGAAAAGGGACAAAAAUAGGAGUGGUGUGGGAUGACAGAGGGCAGCUGAGGACACAAAGUGGGUGUUCACCUUCUUGAGUAUCUUUGGCUUUGUAUCUGAGCCAGGAGACUCGAGAUGUCCCACAAGGGAGAUGCUUAACGGGAAAGAUAUUUAAAAUGCCAGGGCUUCUGAGAAAGGUCAGUUUCACCCCCGCCCCUCACUGUCCGAGGCACCGUACUAAGAGGUCUGACUGUAUUUCUUGAGGAAAUGCGAAAAUGUAGAGGUUUAUAAGAAGACAAGGGGCCCCUUUCACCUCUCCUAGACCCCGAGGCCACCUUUGAAAGCGUUUCACAAGAUAGGAACUGGAAUUCCUCGCCGUUUCCCACAGUCCUGCUUGGUUUAAAACCUCCCAAAGCUCUCCUUUCAGCCUGUGGGCUACUUCUCGUCCCAGUAGGAGGAAUCUUAGUUGCCAUAAUCCCACGGAGCCCGAGUUUAUAGAAAAAGAGAUUGCCCUGCCCUCUAGAGCUUCUCCCAGCAAACUUUGAAAGGACCUGGCUUUAAACACACACACACACACACACACGAGAUCACAAAACUGCCCACAGAUCUUCAAGCUUUCUGCAUUGACAUAAAUACAUUUUUAAGGGGAAAAAUAUUAAAAAACCUGUUUAAUUUUAAACACAUUUUUUAAGAAAAAGAAAUAACUAAAAAGAAACAGUGCUCAUGUCAUAAGCUAUGUUGCCAGUUGCCAGUGGAAAUGUUGGGUUGGUUUAAAAAAAAAUAAAAGCUAUACUUAUAUCUCUCUGCA